CAACAACGAAUUCAACGGUCAGGUCAUGGAGUUUGCAGAGUUGAUAAAGACACCCAGGGUGGACGGGGUUGUCUUACAUCGGCCUUUUAUGCCCACUGUGGAGGGGACCCUGUGUCUGACUGGUCAUCACCUGAUCCUGUCCUCCAGACAGGACAACACAGAGGAGCUGUGGCUGCUUCACUCAAACAUUGACUCUAUAGAGAAAAGAUUUGUUGGCUCUCUGGGAAGCAUCAUAGUGAAAUGCAAAGACCUGAGGGUGAUUCAGCUAGACAUCCCAGGCAUGGAGGAGUGCCUCAACAUUGCCAGCUCUAUUGAGGCUCUAUCCACACUUGAUUUAGUCUCCCUGAUGUAUCCUUUCUUCUACCGGCCCAUGUUUGAAGUCAUAGAAGAUGGCUGGAACUUAUUUCUUCCAGAGGAUGUCUUUAAAGAUUUGGAGUCCAUGACAGACGAGUGGAGACUGAGUGAAGUCAACAAAGACUUCGGUGUGUGUCCGUCAUACCCCCCUCUAGUGGCCGUACCCAAAGAUGUUGACGAUGAAACGCUGAAGAAAGUAGCUACCUUCCGACAUAGUGGCCGCUUUCCAGUCCUGAGCUACUACCACAAGAAGAAUGGCAUGGUAAUGAUGCGAGCAGGGCAGCCUCUGACCGGCACAAACGGGCGACGGUGUAAGGAAGACGAGAAACUCAUAAACGCCACCCUGCGGCCAGGCAAACGUGGCUACAUCAUCGACACGCGCACCAUCAAUGUCGCUCAGCAGGCCAAAGCUCGAGGCGGAGGAUUUGAGACCGAGGCAAACUACCCACAGUGGAGGAGGAUCCACAAGGCAAUCGAGAGGUCUAACAUCCUACAGGAAAGCCUGAUCAAGCUUGUAGAGGCGUGUAACGACCAGUCCCACAGUAUGGACCGCUGGUUAAGCAAGCUGGAAGCUUCCAACUGGCAGACUCAUGUCAAGGAGAUCCUCACCACGGCCUGCCUGGCUGCCCAGUGCAUCGACAGAGAGGGAGCCUCAGUGCUCGUUCAUGGCACAGAGGGCACAGACUCCACCUUGCAGGUGACCUCUUUGGCACAGAUAAUCCUUGAUCCUGCCUGCAGGACCAUCAGAGGCUUCCAAGGCCUGGUGGAGAGAGAGUGGCUCCAGGCGGGCCACCCGUUCCAGCAGCGCUGCGCCCAGUCUGCCUACUCCAACAGCAAGCCUCGACAAGAGGCGCCUAGCUUCCUGCUCUUCUUGGACUGUGUUUGGCAGAUCCUCCGCCAGUUUCCUUGCUCCUUUGAGUUCAGCGAGAGCUUUCUGGUGCUUCUGUUCGAACACGCCUAUGCUUCUCAGUUUGGCACCUUCUUGGGCAACAGCACAGCUGAGAGAACCAAACUGUCUCUGCCUGAGAAGACCGUGUCCCUCUGGUCGUGGGUGAAUCGGCCCCAAGAACUGGAGCGUUUAACCAACCCGCUCUUCGAGGCCAACAGUCUUGUGAUCUGGCCCUCUGUGGCCCCUCAGAGUCUGCUGCUGUGGGAAGGCGUGUUCCUUCGCUGGAACCGGUCCUCCAGGUGUUUCGAUGAGGCCUACGAUGAAAUGGUUCAUAUAAUUGAAUACAACAAGGAACUUCAGAGCAAAGUAAACAGCCUGCGCAGGCAGCUGGCUGAGCUCGAAACUGAAGAUCCUCUGCUACAGACGCCAUAGACGGAGAAAGAGAGAGAGGAAGAUGUGAGAGGUAGAAAGUGUGACAUUACACAGAAAUACACAUAAAGAUCAAUGUCAAGCUGAUUUGAAGCUUUGCUUCAGUUUAAAAUUUUCCUUAAAAAAAGGGUGACAUUUUGAUUUCCUGCACUGACAAAAAAAUGAAAUUGAACAACCAUAAGCCCAGUCUAACUUCAAAAUCCAUCAUGCAGUUAUCUUUCCUAUAUCUUUUACGCAUACACAUGGUACAACAGUUUACAAAAAGUUGUGAGUUGCAUCCCUACUCUAAUGUCUUUAUUGCAUUCUGACCUUUGUGUACCAUUUUACAGUGUUACGCCUCAGCUCAUAUCACACUGAUUGGCUCAUUUACAUCACAGAUAUCUCAAAAGUCAGUUUCCUCCAAAUGAAUUUGCAUAGAUUACCAUAAAUGUUGGAGCAUUGAUCUUGUUUAGGAAAGAAAACUGCGACUUUGAAUGUUAAUUCACUGCAUGGUACCACACUUUUUCCUCAUACAUCCUAUAUAUAUAUAUAGAUAUUCCACGGAAGCACUGCAGAGUAACUAUGGCAACAUAUAGGGUGCUAUUACAAAGUGUGUGACUUUGCUGCACGUUGAGAUGACAUAAUCAGCGUAGGUAGGGUCAGCGCCUACUCUUCUGUAGAAUGAGAUGGGCUGAUGGUUUAAUAAGGAUCUUACCAAAAUAUCCUGAUUCUUGUGUUUAUCAGAUUCUAACUUGACAUUCCAGUGUGUGAUGUAGCCAGGGCCAUGAAGCAAGAUUUGUAUAACACAACAUUAUAUAAAGAUUCAAUGUGCCGGCCUGAUAAUCUCUGGUUAGGUCAAUGUCACUAUGUGAAAUAGUGAAGAACAGUUAUUUUGUUAGUCAUUAAAAAAAAAUGCAUAUCUGCUGUUUUUGAAGUUAAAGAUCCAAAUCUAUUGCACUUUGUUAUUAAGGCAUUAUCAAUAUCAGAAAUGUACAAAUGGAAUUGUCAUUCUUGUACUAUCAUUUUUGUUGUUCAUAGUCACCAGCUGCUGCAGGUUAAGACAAAACAAAUGUACAUAUGUCCCACUGACUGGUACUCAGACUAAGUUAGCUCAAUGACACAGACAGUGUGUCAUGGGAACAUUGACAUCAGUGUCAAUGUUUUGCACCCAAAGGUCAUGUUUUCUUCAAAGAAACACAAAAACAUAUUUGACGUUUCUUUAAUAAAUCACCUACAUUUUCUCUGCAUACUGAUGGCACAGGUCAUCUUCAAUGCUGUCUGUAACUAGUAGCUCUCACAAGCAUCUUAUACUCUUGAGAAAGCACUUUAAAUAUAUAAAUAUAUAUAUAAAUGGAACGUUGAGGGCAAAAUGAAAUGCAGUGUUAAUCCUUUGAUAAUUGUUUGUUUUUACCUGUAAAGCUAUGUUUUCUCUGCUUGUUACCAUGUACUCUUAAACACUUGAUCUGCUUCAGAAUGCUUCAUAAUCACACUAAAAUGAAAUAACUUCAGCCACUACAUAAAACUUUUCUUAAAGAGAUAGUUGCAAACAGCUCUAUAUUAUACAUUUGUUUCCUUUUGCCAAAAGGACAUAUUGCCUACUGUUAUUUGUGUGCAUGAAUGACACAGUUAGUUGAGUCAGUGUAAAGAUGUGAGUUGCAGUUGUACUAAUUUCCUGUAUCUGCAUAAUCCAUUAGAUUAUCCUUAUAUAAUCACUGCUUUGUCAAAGUCAAUUAAAGCCUGAAAGACUGUCAGCACUGUAGACAUAUAAUGCGUUUGUCUGUUGUUGUGUUGUGAGCUUUAUGCAAUGCCUUACUGCAUAUAAAGUGAACAGUUCUAUUAUCACUUCAGAUGCCUGUAAAGUUAUAUCAAUGUUUUUUGGUUUUUUUUAAGAUUUCAAGCCAUUAAAGAUUAUAGCACAAAAUAUA
Molecule: messenger RNA, 3576 nt
Organism: Labrus mixtus (cuckoo wrasse)
Lineage: Eukaryota; Metazoa; Chordata; Actinopteri; Labriformes; Labridae
Gene: mtmr9
Product: myotubularin related protein 9
Exons: 11
Coding region: 26-1675 (549 amino acids)
Biological process (GO): negative regulation of autophagy
Source: RefSeq, a predicted model, not a curated record